This is a messenger RNA of Stegostoma tigrinum, 4896 nucleotides long. RefSeq names its product D-glutamate cyclase (gene dglucy). Lineage: Eukaryota; Metazoa; Chordata; Chondrichthyes; Orectolobiformes; Stegostomatidae. Gene Ontology annotation, biological process: glutamate metabolic process. The coding region runs from base 392 to 2308 and encodes 638 amino acids. Gene Ontology annotation, molecular function: D-glutamate cyclase activity. The record is from RefSeq and is a predicted model, not a curated record. The transcript has 16 exons.
AGGUUCGGUUGGCCGGUUACUACGGAGCUGUUCUCUUUUGCGCUAGACGGUCGUGUGGAGGUUGUUUCAGUGUUGUCCGUUGCUCCUUGAGGGAGGGACAGAAAGGAGUUGGAGAUGGAAGAUAGCUACCGCUAUGAAGCAAUCAUAAUAACAGAGGACGUUAACUGAGGCAAGCCACAAAGCAGGGUCUCGUAGGCUACAGAAAGGUGUGAUAAUGAUUUCCUAUCAGCUUUAAAUGUAGCUUCUAAUCGACUUGAUCAGGGAGGCUGUUACACACCUCUGGAGCAGGUGGGACUUGAACCUAGACCUCCUUGUCCAGAGGGCUGGACAAUGCUGAAUGCUGGCUUCCUGAAGUCUGUGCUGCCGGCCUCCGCCAGAGGCUUGAUCCGAAAUGGACUACUGCGGGGUGCGGCCACCUCCGGCAUGUCUCAAGUUUUGUUUAUUCUGGAAACUAAACAGAUGCCUGCUGUGUUCAUCUUGGAUGUUGAUCAAACUUCCGCUUCUCUAUGUUUUAGAACAUGUUGAACUUUUUUCACAAGGUUUCAAGCAAGCCAACAUUGUGAUAUUGGACAAGAAAUUUGCAGAUGACUUUGAGCAGUUUUGCUUGGCAAAUAGUGGACCGCUACCAUUACUAUACAGGAGUAAACCUGGCGAAUGGAGUUCCCCACCACUCAGCACCAGUUCUGAUAUCAGAACUGAUUGCCCCCAGUACAUCAAGUAUGAGAGAGGAAACGCCACAGGCAAUCUGAGCAGCCUUGUGGAAUACACUGAGCAGUUAAAGGACAUGGUUACAUUUUACCUGGGAUGCAGCUUUUCCUUCGAGAGUGCCCUCCUCGAGUCUGAUGUUCCAGUAAGAAACAUUGAACAAGGACGUAAUGUCAGCGCUUUCAAGACAUCUAUUCCAUGUGUCAGUAUUGGUGAUUUCCAGUGUAACAUGGUCGUCACUAUGCGACCUAUCCCUGUGGACAAGCUUGAUGCAGUUGUUCAAGUAACCCAUCGCAUGAAAGAUGCUCAUGGUGCCCCCGUGCAUAUUGGCCACCCAGGAUUAAUUGGAAUUGAAGACAUGUCAAACCCAGAUUUCGGAGAUGCAGUUGAAGCACAUCCUGGUGAUAUUCCAGUCUUCUGGGCCUGUGGAAUCACUGCAUCAGAAGCCGUUUGCAACUGCAAUUCUGCUCUGGCUUUCACCCAUGCUCCUGGCUGCAUGUUCAUUACUGACCUGCAGAGUGAGCAGGAGGUAGCCAGCGACUAUGCAGCUGAUGCAGAAACCCCACGUGUUUUCUGCAUUUCUCAGAAUCCACUCCACUACAGUAUUGUCUCAGUUACUGCUGUUGAAAAAUUCAAGGCCCUGGACAGUCUGAUUCAGCAAGAUCCAGGCAACCGAGGGAUCAAGCAUUUGUUAAUUGAAAACCAGCUGCUGAAAGCCUGCCUCUCUCUGUCAAAUGCAAAAUCUGUGCUCAUAACCACUGGAUUUCCAACCCACUUCAAUAACCAGCCUCCAGAAGAGACAGAUGGUCCUCCAGGAGCUAUUGCUAUAGCAGCCAUGUUGCAAGCCCAGAAGAAAACUGUUGUCAUAGUAACAGAUCAGAGAGCCUUGGAGAUGAACAAAAAGAUUAUUGAAGAAGCUGUUGAGCAAGGAAGGUUAAAAACUCCUAUCCCUGUUAUUAGCUUCCAAGAUAAUGGCAAGGAUUCAGCCCUCGUGUUCCUGUGUCAUGAUGGCAAUCCCCAGUCUCCGAGGUUCGAUCAUCUCAUAGCAAUAGAACGAGCUGGAAUGGCUGCAGAUGGCAAUUACUAUAACGCACGGAAAGUAAAUAUUAAACACUUGGUGGAUCCUAUUGACCAGCUAUUCGUAACAGCACAGGACAUCCCUGGAAUUGCCACAACAGGCAUUGGAGAUGGAGGGAAUGAACUCGGAAUGGGAAAGGUGAAAGAGGCUGUGAAAAAAUACAUUAACAAUGGGGAUCUCAUAGCUUGUGAUGUUGGAGCAGAUUUUACAGUUAUUGCAGGUGUAUCAAACUGGGGAGGUUAUGCUGUAGCCUGUGGUCUGUACAUUCUCAACAGCUGUGCUAUACACGAACGCUACCUACGCAAAGCAAUUGGGUUUCCUAUGACCUCUGAAAUGGUUGGCUAUGUCUCAGCACUGCCCACUGUCCAGAAGGAAGAAAAGCUGCUGGAGUUGUUGGUGAAACAUGGAAUUCGAAGUGGAAAAACUGGGAAUCUAGGAAUGGAAGUGGAUGGCUUGCUCUUCCAUGAUACACACUCCUCUAUGAUCAUACAGCUGCUGGAAAUCACUCUGGGAAAAUCAACCUGAUGCACAAAGAUAGGAAAGUUCAAAAUAGAACUCAUACAUUAAUGCCAACCUUUUAACUAAGCAACUUCCAGUUAAGUUUGCAUUAAUUCAUGUAAUAAUUGUUUCAUGACAGGUAGGUGGUAAUGUAGUUAAACUUUCGAUUAAUUUCAUGGUUGUAUUGUAUUUCCAAUUUUAUUUCAAGAAUACAAUAUUUUCCUCCCACAGAAUAGGUUAUCCCAGAGAAUGUGUUACUUGUUUCUAAUCUUAUUCUUUAGGUAAUUGUUCUUUUGCAUAUUCAUUUUAUCUCUGAACACUGUAAAAAUUAAUGAAGAAGAAAGGCCAAGCUUAGGAAAUAUUCCUCUCACUAGAGUAUUUUAUAAUUUUGGGCACAAGCUUUGUCAACUUUUGCUGUUCCAGGGAAAUGAACACCAGCCUAUUCAAACUUCCUUCAUAGGUCAAACUCUCCAUGCCAGGCAGCAUCCGGGGUAAAUCUCCUCUGUACGCUUCAUAGUGCAAUCACAUGCUUCCUAUACUGUGGUGACCAGAACUGCAUGCAGUACUUCAGUUGUGGCCUAACCAGCAUUUUAUACGGUUAUAGCAUAGCGCCCCUGCUGUUGUAUUCUGUGCCUCAGCUAAGAAAGUCAAGUAUCCCAUAUGCCUUCUUAACCAUAUUAUCUUACUGCCUUGCUACCUUCAGGGAUGUGGAUAGACACACCAAGAUGCCUCUGAUUUCAAUAGAUUCCAUGGUCCUACCAUUCAUCAUGUAAACCCUCGUCUUGUUAGCACUUUUCAAGUGCAUUACCUCUCACUUCUCAGGAUUGAAUUCCAUUUGUCACUGCUCUACCCACCCAACCAAUCUUUUCUGCAAAAAUGUUGUCCUUAUUAUAUCCAUAUCUGAGUACAAUUUUAGACUAAAAGGGAGAAAGAGGACUUAAUUCUUUGUAACACACAAUAAAAUAUUGAAGUCAGUAUUGAUUGCAAAACUAUGGGUAACUAAAUCAUUUGGUCACAACUUGAAUUUAUAUUUAUCAUAGAUGGUGGAUCUUCAAGUUUGGAGAGUAGCUAAAACCAAAAAGUUCCAUCUUAAAGUAGCUUGUGGAUAUCAAACGUGGUAAUGGAAUGAAAUGAUUUCAGAGAAAAACACUGAUAUCACUGUAUCUAAAACAUACGACUCACAAACAAGUGAUUUAUCUUUAGCGAACAGUGAUUGGAAAAUAUUAUCUCUGAUCAUUGUCUCAUUGCUGUUUGUGAGACAUUACUGUGUGAAGAUAACCUGACACACUUUCUUACAUUAUAACAGUGAGUAGAAGACAAAAAUUACAUUUUUGCAGUAAAGUUGUGGAGUCCUGAGGGUGUAAAUAUGCUACAUAUAUGGAAGACAAUUUGGGGCAUGGUGAUUUGCUUCUUAGAAAGGUAUUAGAGUUUACAAAGAAGAUACAUUUCUCCAUCACAUCCUCUAUGUUGAUCAAUGUAGUUAUAUUUCCACAACAGAUAAGUUAUAAUAUAAUAUAAUUUCUAGAUUUUUGAUGUGCUUUUAGGCAUUUUCACUUCUGCGCCCCAUUUUUGGCCUUAGAACAAGUGUCUGUGUCAUUUAUUCCUCAACUAUAUCAAUUGUGCACGUUUUGCUUUGAAGACUAACAACUUUCUUGAGACAGUGAGGGCACAGAUUUCUGUGAUUGGAGUAUUUUAGAUCUUGUUACAAUUCCAUGCUGUGAACACCAAAUCAUUUGUUGAAACUUUGCAGUGAGCUAUUGGAACAAAACAGGACAUGCCUGGCAUAAUCAUCUGAUAGACACUCCCUCCCCCCCCACCUCCAUCCAUAGGUGGAGUUUAAAGUUUAGCAAAUUGCUAAGGUUGAAAAAGGCCCUGCUCUUUAAAGCACCACAAUAACAUCAGAUAUGGUGGCAGAACUAAAUGUUUUCAGGCUAGAUGCCACUCUAACAUUCUUUAACUUACCAUUGCUAAAAAUAAUUAUCUGACCACCAUCUCAUUGCUGUUUGUGAGCAUUAAUGUGCAGAGGUUGGUUGCCAUGUUUCCUGGUAAUGUACCAGUAAGCAUAUUUCAGAAAGUACAUUUAUGAAGCACUGAUGUUGCAAAUGAUAUUUUAUAAAAAUGGGAUUUUAUAAAAAUUCUUUAUUCCAAAAAAGGGAGAAAAAACUGGAGGCAAGGUGAUUUUUGUUUAGAAUGUUUCAAGAGUUUAUAAGGAAAUUAACAUUUAAUUAACUAUUCCAAACAAUCUAAGGAUUUUUUUUUGUUACAUUGUCUUUCCAUGACUAUGUUGCACUUCCAUUUUUGCUUGCAGAUUUAAUACAAGACUUUCCUUGAAAGCAGAUUAUUCCAGUGUUUGUGGCUGUAGAUAAUUGUGCCAGUACCAUUCAGCAUUUUAUUUUGCCUCAGUAAUUCAUGCGACUUGACUAUUUUGGAACUUGGAUAAGAACUCUAUGUUAUGAUUCUCACUCAUGUUAUUACUGGUAACGUUGGAUCCCAGACAGAAACCUGGCUUGUUGAUCUGAUUUUGUUUUACCGAAGUGGUAUCUUGCUGAAUCAUAAACAUCCAAUGCUUUUGAUUGUGCUUUAACAAUAAAACAAAUGUUUGUUAACAACAGAAA